AGACUUUCUAGGAGAAGUUCUCUGCGCAGGCGCCCUGCGGUCGCGGAGCUGUCUGGGUAAAAAUGGAUGCUCACGAUCUCUUUCGCCGGCUUGGCGUGGGGGCCAAAUUCGACGUGAGACGUUUCUCGGCGGACGCAGCGCGAUUCCAGGUAGGAAAAAGGAAAUAUGACUUUGAUUCUUCAGAGGUGCUGCAGGGACUGGACUUCUUUGGAAACAAGAAGUCUGUCCCAGGUGAGUUUGGAGCAUCAAGAACUCAUCAGGAGCUUCAAGAUGAAGAGAAAAAAGAAAGCCUAACUGAAAGGAAGAGGGAGCAGAACAAAAAAAAGAGGAAGAUGAUGACUUCAGAAAUUACUUCUCAAGAAGAAGGUUCUAUACAGUGGAUAUCAUCUGUGGAAGCAAAAAUUGAAGAUAAAAAAAUUAAAAGAGAAAAUAAACUAACUUCAGGGAAGUUGGAGAAUCUCAGAAAAGAAAAGAUAAACUUCUUCCGGAAUAAACACAAAAUUCAUGUCCAAGGAACUGAUCUUCCUGACCCAAUUGCUACAUUUCAGCAACUUGACCAGGAAUAUAAAAUCAAUUCUCGACUACUUCAGAACAUUCUAGAUGCAGGCUUCCAGAUGCCUACACCAAUCCAAAUGCAAGCCAUUCCAGUUAUGCUGCAUGGUCGAGAACUUCUGGCUUCUGCUCCUACUGGAUCUGGAAAGACUUUGGCUUUUAGCAUUCCCAUUUUGAUGCAACUAAAACAACCCACAAAUAAAGGCUUCAGAGCCCUGAUUAUAUCACCAACACGAGAACUUGCCAACCAGAUUCACCGAGAGUUAGUAAAAAUCUCUGAGGGAACAGGAUUCAGGAUACACAUGAUACACAAAGCAGCAGUGGCAGCCAAGAAAUUUGGACCUAAAUCAUCUAAGAAGUUUGAUAUUCUUGUGACUACUCCAAAUCGACUAAUCUACUUAUUAAAGCAGGAUCCUCCAGGAAUAGAUUUAACAAGUGUUGAGUGGCUGGUGGUAGAUGAAUCAGACAAACUGUUUGAAGAUGGCAAAACUGGGUUCAGAGACCAGCUGGCUUCCAUUUUCCUGGCCUGCACAUCCCAUAAGGUCAGAAGAGCUAUGUUCAGUGCGACUUUUGCAUAUGAUGUGGAGCAGUGGUGCAAACUCAACCUGGACAAUGUCAUCACUGUAUCCAUUGGAGCAAGGAAUUCUGCAGUAGAGACUGUAGAACAAGAGCUUCUCUUUGUUGGGUCUGAGACUGGGAAGCUUCUGGCCAUGAGAGAACUUGUUAAAAAGGGUUUCAACCCACCCGUUCUUGUUUUUGUUCAGUCCAUUGAAAGGGCUAAAGAACUAUUUCAUGAGCUCAUAUAUGAAGGUAUAAAUGUGGAUGUUAUUCAUGCUGAGAGAACACAGCAACAGAGAGAUAACACAGUCCACAGCUUCAGAGCUGGAAAAAUCUGGGUUCUUAUUUGUACAGCCUUGCUAGCCAGAGGGAUUGAUUUUAAAGGUGUGAACUUGGUGAUCAACUAUGACUUUCCAACCAGCUCAGUGGAAUAUAUCCACAGGAUCGGUCGAACUGGAAGAGCAGGGCAUAAAGGAAAAGCUGUUACAUUUUUCACUGAGGAUGAUAAGCCAUUAUUAAGAAGUGUUGCCAAUGUUAUACAGCAGGCCGGAUGUCCUGUACCAGAAUACAUAAAAGGUUUCCAAAAACUACCAAGCAAACAAAAGAAAAAGAUGAUUAAGAAGCCAUUGGAAAGGGAGAGCAUUAGUACAACUCCAAAAUAUUUCUUAGAAAAAGCUAAGAAUAAACAGAAAAAGGUCACUGGUCAGAACAGCAAGAAGAAAGCAGCUCUUGAAGACAAAAGUUAAAAACCAACUUUCUAAAAGACUAUCAGAAAUGGAGUUUAAUGAUCCCAGCAUGAAUGUUGUUUUCAUGGAAUACUUCAAAUCCUGUAAUUACCUGUAACAUUUGAAAGCAACUACAAGAACAUGGGACUGAUGAAAAAUGAUCCUAAACUAUCAAUGCAUCAUGUCAAAUUUCAAUCUUUAGGUGACUUUUAACUGAUUACACAAUGGAAAUAACAUUCAUUGACAUUUCUGCGGUUUGAAUCCAGAGAGAUACUUCUUAUAGAAGAACAAAAGCUUAUGCUAAAAUUAACACCCAAAUGUGGUGAACUCUUAAGGAUUUUUCCCUUCAAAUAUGAAGGAAGGUGUGAUGUAUGCUGUGGAGAGUCAUCUGGAACCAGAUUUAAAAGUAAAGCCUUGAGGGGCGCCUGGGUGGCUCAGUCAGUUAAGCGUCCGACUUCGGCUCAGGUCAUGAUCUCACGGUCCGUGAGUUCGAGCCCCACGUCGGGCUCUGUGCUGACAGCUCAGAGCCUGGAGCCUGCUUCAGAUUCUGUGUCUCCCUCUCUCUCUGACCUUCCCCCGUUCAUGCUCUGUCUCUCUCUCUCAAAAAUAAAUAAACAUUAAAAAAAAAAAAAGUAAAGCCUUGAGACUGAAUGCCCCUUUCUACCACCACCACCCAUUCCACCCUCACUUUUUGAGGAGGGGAGGGUGCUGGACAAGAAGCAACACAGGCUGUCUACCAAGAUUCAACCAUCUACUGCUCUCUUUAUUUUACUAUUUCUUACUUUGUUGAUGGCCUUUUGUGGCAUGAGCCACAACAAACAGCCUCUUCUGUGGCUGAUUAUUCACGUUCCCUAGGAUUUUAAAUUCUUUGGUCUAUUAAAUAUCCUUCUACCUCAUUGGUAAGAUAGCUUAUACCUUACUUGUCAUAGUGUUGCAACUGCGAGAUUAUGGUCAGCCUCUCCCUUUCUUUCUUCCAUUUUCUGUCACUUAAUAAUGCCCUUUCCUGUCUCUUUCCAUUCAAGAUUACUUUGCUCGAAAACUGAUAAACACUUUAUCCUGAUAAGGAAGAAUGUUCCUGUUACUUGAUAUACCUGUGGCUGCAUUCUCUUACAGCUUGUCUUUCCUGAGGUUUUAUGGCCCUGUAUCCAUUUAGUAAACAGGUCUCUGCCAAAGCUAAAGAAUUAAGGUUAUAUAGUGAUGGAGACUAUUCACUCUUAGCAGAUUUUUCUUAGUUGCUAGUUUUGUACAGCUGGAAUAAAAAAUCAACUCCAUACAUGUGAAGUACUUAGAGUGGCAUCUGAGAAGAUUGCUAGUUAUUAUCAGUACUACUACAGUACUAUAAUUUAAAUAAUCUUAGCUUAGUAGCAUUUGAAUUACACUUAAUAAUUUCCUUUAUUGUCAGCCUUUUAUUCGAAAGUCAGAACAGGUAGAUUCCAACUUGAGUAUUUUAAAUGAGACAAAUUGUUCACCUUCAGAGUUUAUGUAAAUGGAGACCAUUUGCUAUAAGGUGCAAAAAAAUAACUUACAAGCAUGUGAUUUUUCUCUGUUCUUGCAAACACAUCCUUGACACUAUAUAUCCUGGAGGUAGUUGUGAUGGUGCCACCUCUUUGCCAGCUGUGUGACUUUGAAUAGGUUCUUUAAUUUCUCAGAGCUUCUGUUUUUCCAUGUAUGAAAUGGGGGUAAUAUCAACUAUGUCUCAACAUUGGAAGGACCCAGCUCUGUGCCUGACAUGUUACAAACUCCUGCCAAAUAUUCCUUAAACAAACAUGAUAUAUUUGGUGAGGAAUACAAAGCUUAAUAACACAGUCUGUGCCCUUAGAGUGUAGCAGUGGCUAUAAAGUAAGGGAACAAAUAGUGUGGCAAAUGUUGUGUUAGACGUAAGGCCAAGGUGCUGAAGCAAGGGAGGAUUGGCAUCUAACAUGUCAUGGAAGGCUGACAUCCUGUGCUGAGUCUAGCAGAUGUAGGAAUCCACAGGCAAAGGAGAACAAAGUAUCCAGGCAGAAACAAGAGAUCACAUCUUGAUCCUUCACAUAGUCCCUUCAUUUGACUUUAUUUCCUUUUUUUUUUUUUACUAUUUUCUUCUGUGUAACUACCCAUCCUUAAAUAACAGUGGCGACAUCAACUUGUAUCAACUUGGUUUGUCAAUGGAUUCAUACUGAAUUUAGCAUAUUUAUGUCAUUUGGAACUAUAUGCUACACAAAUUUCAGUUUCACCUAAAGAGGAGGAAUGAAAUUAGUUAUGAAAAGAGAACAGGUGAUAACAAAUAGCUGGUCUAGUGAAAUGAGCAAGGACUUCUAUGUGAAACGUGGGCUUGAAUCCUGGUGCUGCUGCUUUGCAGCUCUAUGACCUGGACAAAUUACAACUUCUUUUAACCUUGGUUUUCUCAUCUGUAAAAUUCCAAUACUAACUCUUAGGGCCACUGAGGAUUUGAAAAAAUGCAGUAAGGCUCCCCACCAAUGAUUUGUGCCCAAUAAAGGAUACUAUUAUAAAUGG
Molecule: messenger RNA, 4328 nt
Organism: Leopardus geoffroyi (Geoffroy's cat)
Lineage: Eukaryota; Metazoa; Chordata; Mammalia; Carnivora; Felidae
Gene: DDX52
Product: DExD-box helicase 52
Exons: 15
Coding region: 63-1856 (597 amino acids)
Biological process (GO): maturation of SSU-rRNA
Cellular component (GO): 90S preribosome
Molecular function (GO): RNA helicase activity; ATP binding; nucleic acid binding
Source: RefSeq, a predicted model, not a curated record